Molecule: messenger RNA, 342 nt
Organism: Lachancea thermotolerans CBS 6340
Lineage: Eukaryota; Fungi; Ascomycota; Saccharomycetes; Saccharomycetales; Saccharomycetaceae
Exons: 1
Coding region: 1-342 (113 amino acids)
Source: RefSeq, a predicted model, not a curated record
AUGAGUGGGCCACUAACAUAUGAGGAGUUAGUAGAUCAUAUCGUGAAUGAGAAGCCCAUCCCCAACAUACUGAGCGUCCCCAACGUUACAUUAGACCCAUCUUUAGUCACUAAAUCAAAUAUGAAACCCCGGCCCAAACCCUGGGAGCGGAAUAACGCCGCAACUAGUGAGUUGGCUGGCGAACCACCACAUCAGCAGACUGCAGUAGCAGAGGGGCCCGAAAUAUGCACUCGUUCUCGCAGUUCUGAGAGUCUCUCAAAGUACUAUGCUAUUGAGGCGGAGUUUGAGCAACAGUUGCAGAGCUUCCUGGGCGGGAACGAGGAAAGCGAGAAGUUGCAAUGA